AUGGGUAGAGAGAUUGCUCCAAUAUUAUUAUGUAAUGCAGAAAAUUUUGAAACUUUGUCGAGACAUGAACGUUGGUUUCAAGAACAACCAAAACUUCUUCUCGAUGCUUUAUCUAUUCAAAAUGGUAUGAACAUAGCUGAUGUAGGAGCUGGAACUGGAUUUUUAACAGUACAUUUAGCUCAUCGUGUUGGACCACAAGGUUUUGUAUUUGCUACUGAUGUACAGUCUCAAAUGCUAGAUGCUUUACUUAGUCGACCCGAUCUUCCUGACAAUGUGAUCCCUAUUCUAUCUACGCCUACGGAUACAGGUCUUCCAUCAAAAACAUUCGACCUAAUUUUAUUAGUUGAUGUUUAUCAUGAAGCUCUAAGACCUGAUCUUCUAUUGAAAAACUUGCGACGAGCUCUAAAAUCUAAUGGUCGACUUGCUCUUGUCGAAUAUCGAAUGGAAGAUCCUCGAAUAACUUGUGAUCCACGACAUAAGAUGAGUGCUAGACAAGUUAUUAUGGAGCUUGAAGCAAAUCGUUUUAGAUUGGUAGAACUAUACGAACAUCUACCAUGGCAACAUAUUCUGAUUUUCAUGAAACAAUAA
Messenger RNA from Rotaria sp. Silwood2, 588 nucleotides. NCBI's taxonomy places the organism in Eukaryota, Metazoa, Rotifera, Eurotatoria, Philodinida, Philodinidae. The record is from the annotation of a GenBank genome assembly.